Messenger RNA from Camellia sinensis, 1304 nucleotides. NCBI's taxonomy places the organism in Eukaryota, Viridiplantae, Streptophyta, Magnoliopsida, Ericales, Theaceae. The record is from RefSeq and is a predicted model, not a curated record.
AUGACAGAGGAACUUGUUUCCGGUAUCAUUUUUCAAGGAGCUCUUUCAUCAGCCUUGCCUGUUCUUCCUUCCACCUUGGAAGAGAAAUAUCCUAAGUUGCCCAACGCUCAACAGGUUUUCAUGGAGAGAGAACUGGAUACAAAUUCUCCAUCUCUUUACUCGUCUUUUCUCUCGAACAGCAGGGUUGUUGGUCCUAUGUUCUCAUCUACCUCAGGAUACUUCAAUGAUCUUUAUCUUUCCUCCAUUGCACCUCCUGAAAAGCAUUCAAGAAAGUCACCCUUUUCAACAAAUGCUGGGGCAUCAAUGCCACUAGCUCCUUGUCAUUCUACGAUGCUCCAAUCUGUAGCAUCAAGCAAAAGUUAUUCCUUGUCUACAGAUUCAUUAGCAGAUUUCUUUGAUUAUCCUGUAAAUACUUCCAGCAGGAAAAUUCAAAUUGGAAGCAGCAUGAAUGGUGGUUGUGCCAUGGCAACUGAAGACCUUAGUAAACAAAAUGAUUGGCAGGAUUGGGUUGACCUAAUAAAUGAUGAUGAUUCAUUGAAUUCUGAUUUGAAUGAAAUUUUUGUUGAUAACAUUGUUGAAGAUCCUGAGCUAAAGGUAACAAAUUAUUCGGAACAACAGUCCAAAGUACUCCAGCAGAUUUCAGCUCCAUCUGAGGAUUCUCCUCAUGCUCUUAACUCCACAUCCACAGCAAGUGGUGGUCCAACCAAAAUGUGCAUGUGUUGGACACCUGAGGCCUUUGCUGAAGCAGUCAAUAAACUUGGUGGCAGUGAAAGAUCUUCAGAGAAAAAGUUUACCCGCAUUGAGGAAGUCGCAUCUCUGGACUUGAAAACGGGUAUUGAGCUCACUGAAGCAAUACGAUUACAGAUGGGAGUCCAAAAGCCCUUGCAUGAGCAGUCAGAGAUUCAAAGAAAUAAUCUACAGCUGAGAAUAGAAGAGCAAGGGAGACAUCUCCUGAUAAUGUUUGAGAAGCAAUGCAAAGCAAGUUCUUCAGAGAAAAAGUUUACCUGCAUUGAGGAAGUCGCAUCUCUGGACUUGAAAACGGGUAUUGAGCUCACUGAAGCAAUACGAUUACAGAUGGGAGUCCAAAAGCCCUUGCAUGAGCAGUUAGAGAUUCAAAGAAAUAAUCUACAGCUGAGAAUAGAAGAGCAAGGGAGACAUCUCCUGAUAAUGUUUGAGAAGCAAUGCAAAGCAAGUGAUACUUUGAAGGCGUCAUCCAUCGUCGUUGUCUGCCCCCACCCUGGAAAACUUCUUUGCUAAUACUGAAUGAUAUAAGGAGCUUUGAAACUCUGAUGUUCAGAUUUGCU